Oryza sativa Japonica Group (Japanese rice) is the source of this 2575-nucleotide messenger RNA. Its product is annotated as cysteine-rich receptor-like protein kinase 44. Gene Ontology annotation, molecular function: ATP binding; protein serine/threonine kinase activity. The record is from RefSeq and is a predicted model, not a curated record. NCBI's taxonomy places the organism in Eukaryota, Viridiplantae, Streptophyta, Magnoliopsida, Poales, Poaceae. Gene Ontology annotation, biological process: protein phosphorylation. Gene Ontology annotation, cellular component: plasma membrane; extracellular region.
UCUAGCGAGGCACCGUACGUGAAAAACCUUUCACAAGCAGCAAAGAACGCGAGCGGCGGCACGCGCGGAGAUGGCCGCGGACGCCGCCACCGCCCUCUUGCUGCGGUGCGUGGUGAUCACCACGCUCCUGCUGCCGCGCGCGAUCGCGGCCUACGUCUACGGCGACAGCGGCUUCGGCAUCCCCCGCAAUAGUACCGAGCGCUUCCUCUACCUACAGAACCAGGCCCGCGCCGACGUCGGCGUCGCGCCGCUCGCGUGGGACGGCACGGUGGCCGCGUACGCGGAGAAGUACGCCGCCGCGAGGAAAGGUGACUGUGAUCUCAAGCACUCCGGCGGACCAUACGGGGAGAACAUAUUCUGGGGCAGCGCGGGCGCCAACUGGACGGCCACCGACGCGGUGGCCUCGUGGGCCUCGGAGAAGCAGUGGUACAACUGCAGCGACGACUCGUGCGACGCUCCCGGUGGGCGAGGGUGCACCCACUACAAGCAGAUGGUGUGGGCGAAGACGACCAAGGUCGGGUGCGCGUCCGUGAGCUGCGACGCGAACCGCGGCACGUUCAUGGUGUGCGAGUACGAUCCACCAGGCAACGUGCCGGGUGUCCAGGCGUACGCCGGAUGCGGACACUUCAAUCAAACAGCGCAGAGUUCACCGCAAGAUUUCCUCAACCUCCACAACGCAGCCCGGGCAGGCGUUGGCGCGGGCAUGCUCUCUUGGGACAGCACCGUGGCCGCCUACGCCGCAGACUACGCCGAGAAGCGGAAGAGCGACUGCAGGAACGUUCACUCCAAUGGCCCGUACGGCGAGAACCUGUUCCAGGGAGUCGCCCACAUAAGCUGGACCGCCUCGGACGCGCUCUUCUCCUGGCUAGGGGAGGCGAAGAACUACAACUGCACCGGCAACACGUGCAAAGACGGGCAGGAGUGCGGUGAAUACACCCAGCUCAUGUGGACCAACUCCACAAGGGUUGGGUGCGCGAGCGUGACCUGUGACGACAGUGCGGGUGGCGGAACGUUCAUCGCCUGCAACUACGACCCCCCGGGCAACGUCGCCGGCCAGCGUCCCUACAGCUGCAGCCAAGCCGGCAUCUCCUUGCCAGGGCUGGUUCCUGAUAAAGGAAAUGGUACUAAUCAGCAGGCAAACGGCAAUAGCUCAACUGGAAACAGCAGCAGCAGCCAAAGCAGUAGCAAGAGUAACCCUGCAAUCCUGCCAAUUGUCCUUCCUGUGUCGAUAGGACUUGGUAUAAUCUCAGCUAUUUCAAUAUGCCUGUGGAGAAACAGAUCAAGUUUGAAGAGAAGGCAAUCAUCUUGUUCAGAGGAAGUUGAAGAUAUUAAAUCAGUGUUGUUGGACCCAUCAGUGAUAAGAUCAGCUACAGGUAAUUUUGCUGAAGAAAACAAACUAGGGGAAGGAGGAUUUGGCAAAGUCUAUAAGGGCUUAAUGCCAGAUGGUCAAGAAAUAGCAGUAAAAAGACUAGCAAAAGGAUCAAAGCAAGGUCUGCGUGAGCUAAAAAACGAGCUCUUGUUAGUUGCUAAACUCCAACACAGGAAUCUAGUUAAGUUACUAGGAGCUUGCCUAAAUGAAGAAGACAAGUUGCUUGUGUACGAGUACAUUCCAAACAAAAGUCUUGACACCUUUAUUUUCGAUGACAAAAAGCGUGAACAAUUGGCUUGGGAUGCACGUUACAAGAUCAUUUGUGGUAUUGCUCGAGGCUUGGUAUACCUACAUGAUGAGUCUCGUGUGAAAGUUAUACAUAGGGAUUUAAAACCAAGCAAUAUAUUACUUGACAUGGAUUUGAAUCCUAAGAUAUCUGACUUCGGCUUGGCAAGUGUUUUUGAGGGAGACCACACAAAUCAUAUCACAAGACGAGUUGCCGGAACCUAUGGAUAUAUGGCACCUGAGUAUGCAGUUCUUGGUCAUGUUUCCACUAAGUCAGAUAUCUUUAGCUUUGGAGUAAUUAUUCUAGAAAUAUUGACUGGGAGGAGAAACACUAUCUCAUCUGAAACAAUAUGGACUGAGCAUCUUUUAAGCUAUGUAUGGGAGAAUUGGACUAGGGGCACAAUAACAGAGAUAGUGGAUCCAUCAUUGCGCUGUAGAAGUGCCGAAAGCGAGAUUCUCAAGUGCAUACACAUUGGACUAUUGUGUGUUCAAGAGAAUCCAGGUGAUAGGCCCCGGAUGUCCAAUGUGAUUCUGAUGAUCGUUGGGAAAUCUACAACCUUGCCAGCUCCUUCCAGGCCUGCCUUUCUCUUUAGGCUGAAUGAUGAGAACCAUAUCCAUCAUGGUAUUAACAAUCUGAAUCCUUCACUCAAUAAGGUGACGAUCACAGAACUUGAACCAAGAUAGUUGCAAGUUGCAACCACCCAGUACAUAGCUAUGGAUUAAGGGGAAAUUAGGAACACCAUCGAAAUGCUUUUUUUUUUUGGGCUGACUGUGCAUCUUAUGAACACUUGUAAAUUGGAUAUCUUCAUAACUUGGGGAUGAUAACGUAUGAGGUUAAGUAAUAAUAGUACGCAAAACCUGAAACUCUUUUAGAAGAGGAUUAAGUAAAAGAAAGAUGGUUUCAAGCAUCUUGAUUUUAUA